AAGCAUCCAAGCCAGCCUUGGAUUGACGGCGUCCAUCCGGGAGGGAGGGAGGGGAAUGGGGUUCGUGCUGGUGAUCUCGCUGCCCUUCAUAUUCUUCACCAUCCUGCUCGGCUUCGGCUGCUACUUCCUCGGCAAGCACAAGGGCCGCGAGGAGAUGCGCGCCGGCGUCGGGGCCCAGAUCUACGGCACGCCCCUGCCGCCGCCCGGCGUCGCCGGGCAGUCCCCGGGGCCGUACCCGGCACCGCUGAAGAAGGAAGGCCCCGACGCCGUCUGAUCGGUCGAGCUCCCUCCUCCUCCUUAGCUGGAGCGUUGGUGUUGUUUGUUUACUGGGUUUGGUUAUACCGUGUACAUGGAGUAAUUUGUUGCUCGUUUCUUGUGUGAUGCUUACUGUGAAGGGUGGUUGAUCCGGUGUGAUGAUUUGUGAUCACAGUUGCGUCUCUAUGAGAUGCGCAAAUCGAUGUAAUGAAUUACUACAUGAAUAUUAGUUUGUGAUAAUCAAUCAA
Messenger RNA from Triticum dicoccoides, 503 nucleotides. RefSeq lists its product as uncharacterized. Lineage: Eukaryota; Viridiplantae; Streptophyta; Magnoliopsida; Poales; Poaceae. The coding region runs from base 56 to 274 and encodes 72 amino acids. The transcript has a single exon. The record is from RefSeq and is a predicted model, not a curated record.